This is a messenger RNA of Aspergillus luchuensis, 984 nucleotides long. RefSeq names its product ceramidase. The record is from RefSeq and is a predicted model, not a curated record. NCBI's taxonomy places the organism in Eukaryota, Fungi, Ascomycota, Eurotiomycetes, Eurotiales, Aspergillaceae. Bases 1 to 984 code for a protein of 327 amino acids. Gene Ontology annotation, cellular component: endoplasmic reticulum membrane. The transcript has 4 exons. Gene Ontology annotation, biological process: ceramide catabolic process; ceramide biosynthetic process.
AUGCCUCUCUCAUCCUUCCUACCUCAUAUUCCAUAUCCACCCUCCAGGGAAGGAUAUUGGAGCCCCGUCACAUCUACGCUGAAUUGGUGCGAGGAGGAUUACUAUGCCACCAUCUACUCCGCAGAGAUCGUCAACACGCUGACAAACCUGCUGUUUAUGGCCCUUGGAAUCAAGGGUUUCCUAAGUUGUCGUCGCAAUGGACAUGAUUCUAUCUUCCAGGUCGCUUACCUUGGCUAUCUGCUGGUCGGAACUGGAAGCUUCCUCUUCCAUUCAACGUUGAAAUAUCCCAUGCAGCUGGUCGAUGAAUUGUCCAUGAUAUACACCACGUGUCUGAUGUGCUACGCAUCCUUCUCAUACUCCAGACCGAAUGGCUUUCGCGUCAUCCUGGGCAUCUUCCUUGCCAGCUUGGCGAUCUUCAUCACCCUCUACUACCACUACCUCCAGGACCCCCUGUUCCACCAGAACGCAUAUGGCAUCUUGACAGCCAUCGUCCUCAUCCGCAGCAUGUACACCAUGGAGGUGACGCUUCGUCCUCGCUGGCGUCAUUCGACGGAAGAGGACAGGCUUGCGCGUGAGAAGCAGGGCCUGCCUGUUCCGACCAAGGAACACCAACAUUACGAAAAUGUACGGGACAUUAAGACUCUCAAGACCAUGUGGUUCAUGGUCAUCUACGGUUUGAGCGUGUUCCUGGGCGGGUUUGCCAUCUGGGGCUUGGACAAUGCCUUCUGUUCGAAGAUCCGCGGAUGGCGCCGGCAAGUGGGUCUUCCCUGGGGUAUUCUACUGGAAGGCCAUGGUUGGUGGCAUCUGAUGACUGGCCUUGGGGCCUAUAUGUACCUCGUUUGGGGCAUCUGGCUCCGACACUGCUUGAACAACCGGCAAGAGGAGUACCAUCUCUGGUGGCCUCGCUUUUGGAACAUCCCCGAGGUUCUCCGCACCAGCGCCCCAGGCAAGGGCGCGAACGGGGUGGCCAAGAAAUCAAAUUAA